Messenger RNA from Papaver somniferum (opium poppy), 2676 nucleotides. RefSeq names its product histone-lysine N-methyltransferase, H3 lysine-9 specific SUVH4-like. The transcript has 16 exons. The record is from RefSeq and is a predicted model, not a curated record. Gene Ontology annotation, cellular component: nucleus. Gene Ontology annotation, molecular function: zinc ion binding; histone methyltransferase activity; protein binding. Lineage: Eukaryota; Viridiplantae; Streptophyta; Magnoliopsida; Ranunculales; Papaveraceae. The coding region runs from base 244 to 2310 and encodes 688 amino acids.
UCAAAAUUCAAGUCUUGAACAUUAUUUUAUUCCCAACAAAAACAAUACUCAAAAAUCACUUUAUUUUGAAUUUCAUAAUUUUCCCGCCUAUUCUCGUGACCAAAUUCCGAGAAUCUCAACUAUCUCACCUUAUUUUACGAAUCAUACCCUCACCUUCUCCUCAUCCUUUUUCUUUGACCUAAAACACCCAAAAAUAAAAUAAAAUAACCCUUUCAAAUUCUUCAAAUCACAAUCACAGUGGAAAUGGAUGAGGGAGGAGGAAGGAGGAGAAGUUCAAGAAUCCAAAACCUAGUUAAAGAAAUCAGAAAGUACGAAGAAGAAAAAGUAGCAAACAAGAGAAAAAUCGGUAAAACAAACAAUGAAUCAGUAAAGAUUUCCAAGAAAUUAGUUCAGGAAGACAAGAAAUCAGUGGUGAAUCUGGAUGAAUCUGUUGACUUGGGUGAAGUUUUUGCUGCUGAUUUUGAAAACGAAGUGAAGAUUGGGGAUGAAAAGGGUACAAAAUCGGUUGGAAAGGGUACAAAAUCGGCUAACAAGGGUAUAAAAUCGGUUGGAAUGAGUACAGAAUCUGCUGAAAAGGGUUCAGGGGAGGAGAAAAGUGAUUAUGCCAGAGUUAGAGCAACAAUUAGGGCUUUCAACUCACACUAUCUGCAAUUUGUUCAGGAAGAGGAGCUCAGAGUUAAAAACAUUGAAGAAGUUUCGAAGAAAAAAAAGGAAGAGGAGCUCAGGGUCAAAAACAUUGUAAAGGUUUCAAAGAAAAAAAGGGUGCAGAAAGGUGAUGGGAAAUGUGAAAUAGUUGAGAAAAGACCUUCCAAACGCCCAGAUUUAAAGGCAAUAACUGAGAUGCUGGACAAAAAUACUGUUCUAAACCGUCAGAAACAACCCGGUCACCUUGCAGGUAUUGAUGUGGGGCACCAGUUCUAUUCAAGGGCUGAAAUGGUUGUUGUAGGACUUCACAGCCAUUGGUUGAAUGGAAUAGAUUAUAUGGGUGUCGGAAAAUUCAAAAAAAUGGCAGAAUAUAAGAACUGGACCUUCCCCAUCGCAGUUUCAAUUGUGCUGUCAGGACAGUAUGAAGAUGAUCUAGAUAAUUCAGAUGAUGUUAUUUACACUGGGCAAGGUGGAAAUGAUUUACUUGGCAACAAAUCUCAAAUAGCUGACCAAGUAAUGAAACGUGGCAAUUUGGCUCUCAAGAACAAUAUAGACCAUAAAGUUCCAGUCAGAGUUAUUCGUGGACUGAAAUGUCCUAGUAGUUACUGCGGAAAAGUCUACACAUAUGAUGGUCUUUACAAUGUUGUUGGGUAUUGGGCUGAAAAAGGUGUUUCCGGGUACACAAUCUUUAAGUACCGUCUCAAACGCCUUGAGGGGCAGCCGAUACUGACUACCAACCAGGUUAUGUUUACUAGAGCACAAGCUCCUAAAAGCGCAGAUGAUAUACGCGGGUUGGUCGAUAAAGAUAUUAGUGAGGGCAAAGAGAAUAUUCCUAUCCCAGCAACCAAUCUGGUCGAUGAUCCACCUGUUGCUCCUACAAGUGUGACGUAUAUCACCACUGCCCAAGUUUCUGCAAGUGUGAAAUUUCCAGCCAAUGCCCUGCUUGGUUGCAAGUGCAAAGGAGCUUGUAUUGAUCCAAGGGUAUGUGCCUGUGCGAAGCUCAAUGGUUCGGAAUUUCCGUAUGUGUCUAAAGAUGGUGGCAGGUUAAUCGAAGCCAAGGAUAUUGUAUAUGAAUGUGGACCAUCUUGUGGAUGUGGACCUGGUUGUGUGAACAAAACGUCUCAGCGUGGACUGAAAUACCGCCUUGAGGUCUAUCGUACUCCCAAGAAAGGAUGGGGAGUAAGGUCUUGGGACUUCAUCCCAUCUGGUGCUUUUGUGUGUGAAUACAUUGGAGUGAUCAAAAGAACUGAUGAGGUGCACGAUCCGGAGAACUUUUAUAUUUUCGAUAUUGAUUGCCUGCAGACAAUGAAAGGGCUGGAUGGAAGAAAGAGAAGACAAGGAGAUGUGUCAAUUAGCCCAAGUGCUUUUAUAGAUAAAGCUGAUGACGAAGUGUCUUAUUGCAUAGAUGCUGGAUCUAUUGGAAAUAUAAUGAGGUACAUCAACCACAGUUGCGCACCCAAUUUGUUUGUGCAAUGCGUGUUAAGUGAGCACCAUGAUGUCAAGCUUGCCAGGAUUGUACUAUUUGCUGCUGAUAACAUACCCCCACUCCAGGAACUGUCAUAUGAUUAUGGGUACGCAAAGGAUAGUGUUGUAGAUAAAGAUGGGAAGAUUAAGCACAUGGAGUGCUAUUGUGGUGCACCAGACUGCAAGAAAUUGAUGUUCUAGGUAAUUGGUUUGGAUGUGAGCAUUCUUUUUUGCAAGCAUGGAUGACAACUUCACAUUUUUUGGCGAUCCACAAAGGAUAUAUAUAUACAUGAUAUAUUUGUAAUUAUUGAUUCAUAGCUUAAUGUAGUUUGAACUAGCAAACUUGCAAACUGCAAACUGUUAAGUUCUCGUGCCUGGUGAAUUGCAGACAGCAGAAUGCUAGUUUCCUGUCAGCAUGUGAAUGUCGGUUCUAUUUUAUGAUCUUAAAAGGGUUAUUCAGUAGUGUUCUGAAGGGUUCUGGUUAUGAGUUCAGGUCAUUUUGUAAAAACUCGUAUUGAUUAUUACAAUUUCGAAUUUUGCGCAAAAGUUUGCCAUAAGUUGAGACCA